AUGCCAAUGGCCAGAGCCGAGCAAGACGUCGAUAGUCUCUUUAGCGAACACAUCAACGGCAUUUUUGCCUCCAUCGGUGGUAACCUCACUGCGUUCGUUACUGGGGACUAUUCGGAGGUCAGUGAAGGGGAAGACGAUUGUGAGGACGAUGUCUCGAUUGUUCUGGCUGUCGAGAAAGCGCAUAAAUUCGCCGGUGGGGAGCGCGAGGGAUUGCAAUCACAGACCGCUCGCAGCCACCCUAGACGCUCUAUGUGGGCCCGGACCAUCUUGCUCGUCGAGGUUAUGAAGGACCGAACGAAAUCUCCGUUCGUUCCUACCUCCGAGAAGCUCGCACUAAACGAAAGCGAAGAUGGAGAGGAGUCACGCGCACUGAUGGUCGAAUAUGGGGCAAAACUACUCCUCCACCAGCAUCGCGUCUACGCCCUCACCAUGUUCGUCGUACAAGACCUCAUCUGGCUCAUCCGCUGGGACUGCGCUGGAGCCGCAGUGGCAAGGGCAUUUGACUACAACAAGGAGCCACGACACCUUAUCAAAUUCUUGUUCCGCCUGGCCGCGGCGGUUCGUGACGACGAUCCCAGGUGUAUCGGGUACGACACCAGUGUCAGCCUGGCAUCUCAAGCUGAGAUUGACGUGUUCGAUGCCUACCGCAAGACGCUCGUCGAGGGUAGCUGGCAUCACACGUACGCUAGCCAAGUGUUGGAUGGUGCCGACCUCUACCCAAUCCACAAGGUGACAUAUCCUGAUAUCGAAGGACUGGCUCCGGAACAUAUACCCGCGGACAUUACGUCCUCUCUUACUGGAAGAGGCGGCAAAGGCUAUAUUGCCUAUGACGUCGACCGCAGACGUCUCGUCUUCAUCAAGGAGUACUGGCGCGCGGACCACCCAACGGUCCAUCCGGAAGUGGAGGUAUACAAGAGGCUCCGAGGGGCUGGAGUUACUAAGGUUGCCACUGCGAUAGCAGGAGGCUGCUGGCUUGUUGCCGCGGGUCAAGAAGACAAUGAUACGUAUCUUGCGUUGUACUAUUCCCACAAGUUCAAUGCCGCACAUCAUCUCGGGAACGGCCACUAUGUCGGAGGUCGCGAGAAGAUCCGUCACAUGAAGUCUGCUACUCCACCUAUCACUCUGCUGGACGAAGGCUCCAAUAUUUCGCUCCUGCUCAAUGGUCUUUACGCGAUAGGCAGGAAUCAUUAUUCACGUAUCGACGUCAGGCAAUGCAGACAGAAGUGGGGAGGCCUGAAGGCCACUCCGCGACCAGCCGAAGCUUCUCACGGUGUCGAGAUAGUUGCCAAUUACUCUGAUCCCGAGCUGAGAUCUGCCGUGCAGGCCUUGAUUACUGCAGACGUGGAGGAAUGCCGAAGGGAAGAAGGUAUCGCUGGCCCUGGCUCUCGUGUAAGCUCUGCCGCAGCUGCGACAGCAGCCCCCUCGAAGACUCCUAUCCAGGACUUCACAACACAUGCGCCUAUGCUGGCACUUGCUCAUCGCGUCAAGGGUUCUCCGCCUGCUCCGAAGGUCCCAGACCGGUUCGCAAACCUCGUGCACUACGAGCCGACGAGGCCGAAAGGACAGGUUGGCAGAAAGAGGACCGCGCCGCAGGACAAGACGACUUCUGGGAGGAGCAGCAAUAGGAUCCGGAAGAAGAGGAGGGCGGAGAUGGAGACGGCGAGUGCGUCUACCACGUUGGAGGACGGUCCUGCCUGAGUCCUGCUUGACCCGCUUAUUCAUCGUAUUGGCCAACGUAGUAUCAUCACUCGGACUUGUAUCGCAUACAUAUUUCACAGCUUUGUUCUUCGCGUAGACCAAUGUACAUCUCUCGUGCCAUUCCUCUGCGCGACCCAUCUUUAAAUUCAGGG
Phanerochaete carnosa HHB-10118-sp is the source of this 1850-nucleotide messenger RNA. RefSeq lists its product as uncharacterized. The record is from RefSeq and is a predicted model, not a curated record. The transcript has 5 exons. Bases 1 to 1698 code for a protein of 565 amino acids. NCBI's taxonomy places the organism in Eukaryota, Fungi, Basidiomycota, Agaricomycetes, Polyporales, Phanerochaetaceae.